ACUUGGAGCGGUUCCUGCCUGCAGGGGGGCCCCACCCUGUUAGUCCCAGCCUACCCAGGCCCAGUACUCGGCUGCCCGCGUGUUCGCACUGUCCUCCCUACCCGGCUCUGGAGGGCGUCCCGGAAACUAUGGAGGUGCUGGUCCUGGCAGGAUACCGCGCGCAGAAGGAGGGCGAGCUGAGUCUGGCGCUGGGGGAUGUGGUCCGACAGGUGUGCAAGGGACCUGCAAGGGGAUGGCUGCGCGGAGAGCUGGGGGGCCAUUGUGGCCUCUUCCCCGAGCGCCUGGUGCAGGAGAUUCCGGAGACAUUGCGUGGUGCGGGAGAGGCGCCUAGACCACGCUUUCCGCGCACUCACGGUCGCCCUGCCAAAUCUUGGAGCCCCCAGAGAUGGUGCAAAGUGAACUUCAGCUACAGCCCGGAGCAGGCGGAUGAGCUGAAGCUGCAAGCUGGGGAGAUAGUGGAAGUGAUAAAGGAGAUUGAGGACGGCUGGUGGCUGGGAAAGAAGAACGGGCAGCUGGGAGCCUUCCCAUCCAACUUUGUGGAGUUGCUGGACAGUGGGCCCCCAAGCCUUGAUAACCCAGACAUGCCUUCAAUCAGUCCUGAUUCCCAGCGGCCUCCCAAGCUGGGCAGCCUGACCUACGACAGCCCUCCAGACUACCUGCGGACAGUCUGCCACCCUGAGACCUACAGAGUCCUGUUUGACUACCAGCCGGAGGCCCCAGAUGAGUUGGCACUGCGGAGGGGCGAAGAGGUGAAAGUGCUGAGGAAGACCACAGAGGAUAAGGGCUGGUGGGAAGGAGAGUCCCAAGGCAGAAGAGGUGUUUUCCCAGACAACUUUGUGCUCCCACCACCCCCAACCAAGAAGCUGAUCCCACGAAAAGUGGCAUCCCGAGAAUCAGCUGCUCUUAAAGAACCAAAAAAGAUGGUGCCCAAAACAUCCCUCCCCACGGUCAAGAAGCUGAUGACAGCCCACACUGGGCCCAGCAAAGCCAAGCCGUCUGGGAUACCUGGUGGAGAUGGACAGAAGCGCCCCUCCCGGGACUCCGGCUCCAGUGGCAGCCUCCUCAGUGGGGGUUCCGGCCACCCUGGCAGAAAGCGGUCCAGAACCCAGGCUUCCCGGCAACAACCCACGGCCAGUCAGGAGGAAGAACGGAGGAAUCGAGCAAAGGCCCCUUCUGCGAAUAAAGCCCCUACUCUGGGCAAGACUCCCACCCCACGAAAGACCCCGUCUCUGGAGGAGGCCCCCAACCCAGAGGAAACGCUGACUCCAGAUAAGACCCCCAUCCCGGAGGAGACCCUGGCUCUAGAGGACAAGGCCCCCAGCCCAGAUGGGGACGUUUCUGUGGGUGAGGCCCCUGCUCUAGGUGUCCUACCUGAAGAUGAAGCCUCGGGCCCAAAGAUGGCCCCUUCCGGGGAAGAGGCCUCCACCUUAGAGAAGGCCUUGACCCCAGAUCAGAUGCUCUCAGGAGAGGCCCCCCCUGGGGACAGCGCUCAGCUCCAUCCCUUCCCUCUGGAGCCAGCCCUGACCAAGAGAGACUCGCUCUUGGUCAGUGAGGCUCAGUCCCAAGAGGAGGUCCACAUGGCGGAGGAACACCCUCUGAAUAGGAGGGACAGCUCUGCACUCCAGUCGGAGGCCGAGCCAGGGUCCCUGUCUGCCCUGGAGGAGGCUCACCCCCCAGAAGAGGCCGCCACCCUCCUGGAGGAGGUACCUGCGAAGGAUGAGACUACAGCCAGAGAGGAGGCACCCCCUAAGGAGGCAGACCCAGCUCAAGAGAACCCACAUCCUAUCAAGCCGACUCCAGACCCUCAAGAGACUCUCAGCCUCCAUUCAUUCGUCCCGCAAAAUCCCCCAAACAGCGAAAGUGACAGAAAUGACGUAAUAAGGCUACAGAACGAGGUGGAGUCUUUAAGGAGUGCCCUGGAGCUGAUGGGGGUGCAGCUGGAACGAAAGCUGACCAACCUCUGGGAGGAGCUGAAGAGUGAGAGGGAGAAGCGCCAGUUGCUAGAGGUUCAGAUGAAGCAGAGGACCCAGGAAUCCGGGACCCCGAGCUCCAGCCAUGCGCAGAUGCACUGAGGGGGGUCCCGGGGAAAGACGACAGUGGGGGCCUGGAGGGGAGUCUGCUCCGGCCACCCACAUCCUUGCGCAGGACUUUGGGAAACUCAAGAAAGUAAACUUUGCUGUCCACGCACACCCUGCCUGCCUGGUCUGUGCGGGGGCGGGGCCUUUGCGGCAGGGGCGGGGCCAGGCUGGCGCUCAGCAUUCCCGGAGGUCUCUCCCUGGCACAUCUGGCCAACAUGUGGCUUUCAUUACCAUUCCCAAGGUCUGUGCGCGGCUAUUUUUACCCACCGGAUGGAGGGGGGGGGUGGAGGGGGCGUCUCCUUCGGACGCCAGCGGGCAGGAGGGGCCCAAGCUCAGGCAGGGUCAGGCCCUGCCUGCGGCCGGAUUCCGGAAUCCAGCUGUGCGCCAGAGGAACUGGUGGCCGGGCUUUCGAAUCCCUGGAUCCCUCCCAGUUGGCCCCACGGUCGUCAGCUCAGGACUCACAGAAACGCACCUCCACUCAGUCAGGCACACGUGGUUACGCUGGGGCUAAGAGCACCUUAGCGUCAAGGUCAGCCUGGCGCACGCGAGUGUGUGCGCGUGCGCGCGAGAUUGCAAUGAUGCAUGAACCCUGGGCCUCUGUAGGGAUGGGUGACGUGCGUUCAGGCGCGUGCUGGUAAGGAAUGCGUUUGUGAGUAAGGAAUUCGAGUGAUACUUGUUCUGAGGGAG
Phyllostomus hastatus (greater spear-nosed bat) is the source of this 2765-nucleotide messenger RNA. RefSeq names its product SH3 domain containing 21 (gene MNMIP1). The coding region runs from base 129 to 2072 and encodes 647 amino acids. The transcript has 17 exons. Gene Ontology annotation, molecular function: protein binding. NCBI's taxonomy places the organism in Eukaryota, Metazoa, Chordata, Mammalia, Chiroptera, Phyllostomidae. The record is from RefSeq and is a predicted model, not a curated record.